CGGCGGGGCCGCGCGACGGCAGGGCCCAGCCGCUCUGCCCAGGCGCAGAGCCGCCGCCGCGGCCCGCGACCGAGGCGCGGGCGGAGCUGGCGGCCGCAGAGCCCGCGCAGCAGCCUGCCCAGACCCACAGCGGGGAGACACCCGCCAAGCUGGCACAGCGCAGGCCGCCUGGGCAGCAGCGCCUCUGGCUGCUGCCCGAGAGCUCGCAGGCCCCGGAGCCACCGGCCGCCGCCGCGGCGGGUGACCCCGAGGCCUGGCAUGGCGCCGAGUCGCAGAUCGUCCCAGGGGCCCUGCUCGCUCCUGAAGCGCGACCGCCAGGCGGGCCACCCUGCCGGGCCCGCUGGCGGCGAUCCCGGCGCGGGGCCGGGCUUGGGCUCCCUGUUCCAGGCGAUGUGCACGUACAAGCGGCCCAGGACGGCGGGCGCGGCGGGGAGGGGCGCGGCGCCCUUGGCCGACGAGGGCACGGCGAGGUUCGGCGCCGCCACCCUCUUCCAGCACCACGUGCUGCUGCCUCCAGCCAAGACCCCGCCGCCGCGCACGAGGUCCGCGCCGAGGCCCUCACUGCCCCGGGGAGGGCCCCCGCCGUGCGCCCCAGCUGGCCAGCAGGUCGUGGAGCUCGAGGCGGGGGCCGGGAGGCCCGACGCCCGCAGGCAGAGGUCCACGACGAGGACGCGCAGGAAGAGCGCCGUCGGCACCUGCCACGGGUGGACCGGAGCAGGCGCGCCCUGCGCCAACACCGGCACCAUUCAGCCAAGGGGCGCGCGCUACGUCUACUGCCGCAUGCAUGCGGCCAAGUGGGCUCGGUUCGAGCCCGUUGGCGUGGAGCAGCUCGCGGCCGCGAGUGCCACGGAGGCAGGCGCAUGGACCCGCAGGGAGCAGCCUGCGCUGGGCCCUUCUGCUGCUGGAGUUGCCCACGCGCCCAAACGAGCCGGUCCUGGUGCGGGGACAGACAGGCCCGCAAAGCACCCUCGGCUGGCGGAGCCAGCGGCCGACGCGCCAGCCUCUCCAACGACGCCCGACGCCGCUGGCGCGAGGGCUCACGUCCCCGCCGUCGCGCCAGGCUUCUCGACGGCGCCCGCCGCUGCCGGCUCGAGGCCCGAGGCCCCGCAGAAGGCGCCCCUGCGGCUCGAGGCCGUCGGCCGCGCCGGGCCCAGCGGCGCGGGCGAGCAGCAGGCGCGGGGAGGCCACGUGGGCCACCUGGGCUCUGGUGGCACUCCGCGCGGCACCGCGAGGCCGCCCGCCUCGGUGCAGGUGCGCGACCGCCACCCAGGGCACUCCCUCGGUGCGCGCGCGAGCGGGGUCGUGCCAGCCGGCACGCGCCAGAGCGAGCCGCGCGGCCGCACGGGCAAGGGGUCCCUCGGGGGGCUUGCCGAGGUCUUGGACCUGCUGCCUCAGUGAUCGACCGGGGGCCGCUCUCGGUGCAGCUGGUCGGACGGGGUAAAUGGC
Molecule: messenger RNA, 1446 nt
Organism: Prorocentrum cordatum
Lineage: Eukaryota; Dinophyceae; Prorocentrales; Prorocentraceae
Source: the annotation of a GenBank genome assembly